AAAUCUUUUCCAGCAACGCCGCACCCCCUUAGCUUUUGAUUGGCCGCGUUGAUGCUUAUCAAGCCCAGUUACCAAAAGCUUUGCAACAUCCAAAGCCGAGAAAUUGUUGGAGCGUUUGAGCUGUGUUUAUUUUGUGUGUUUGCACACACUGCUGAGCCAGAGCAGGCAGAGAUCAAGCCGUGCCUUGCCUAUUCUGCCCGAAGUGGGAUGUAAGAAAGCUGAGUCUUUCAACUCACUGUCCGGACUCCGCUGCACUCCAGGCAUGAGCAGCCCUGAUGCUGGUUACGCCAGUGACGACCAGACACAGAGUAGAUGCCACAUGGCGGGGAUGUUGCCGGCAUUGGGAUCCUGCCAGUGGGCUGAAUCCUUGAGUGCUCUCGGUGAGACUAAGGUUGGCAGCACUGCUGACCCGGCGAGCAAUGCCAACCGAGCCAAGUCUGAGAACCGCAUCCGCCGACCUAUGAACGCCUUCAUGGUCUGGGCUAAAGACGAACGCAAGAGGCUAGCUCAACAGAACCCGGAUCUGCACAACGCCGAGCUUAGCAAGAUGUUGGGAAAAUCAUGGCGAGGGCUUUCUUUGGCUGAGAAACGUCCCUUCGUGGAAGAGGCAGAGAGACUUCGAGUCCAGCAUAUGAAAGAACAUCCCAAUUAUAAGUAUCGGCCCCGGCGGAGAAAACAGAUCAAGAGAAUUAAGCGGGUCGACACGGGUCUGCUGAUACACGGCAUCUCCCAGCCACAGCUGGGCAGCGAGGCCCGCCUCUGCGGCCAAAGCAUGAAUCUCACAUAUCACGACACUAGUUACUGUCUCCAAAAUCAGAUCCCCCCACUCAGCCAUUACAGGGACACGCAAACCAUAACAAGCAGCAUGGACAGUUUCGGCUUGCCAACUCCCGAGACCUCUCCUUUAGAUGUUCUGGAAGCAAAUUCCAUGUUUUUCCCUCCGCAUUUACAGGAAGAUUGCCAAAUGAUGCCUUACGCGAACAACACCAGUUACCACCACCAGCAUCCCGACUACUCUACCCAGGAAGGCCAGAUAGCUAUGUUCCGAAGGCACAGAGUUGAGCUGGGUGAUGAUCAGCUAGGACACCACGACAGUAGUUUCCACGGGACUCUCGGCUCUUGUCAGAACGUGUUGGCAAUGUACUACAACCAGAUGUGCUCGGCAAACAGCCAGCGGGCCCAACACGUGCAGGUAGGACAACUGUCUCCACCAGCGGACCCACAUCAUGUAGACAAUCUGGAGCAUCUCAGUCAAGCGGAUCUUCUGGCUGACGUAGAUCGCAAUGAGUUCGAGCAAUACCUAACGUCAGUUUCUCGAUCCGAUCUAGCAGGACUUUCCUAUAGUGCACCAGAAGCAAACCCAAAUGGAUUGACCUCUGCAGAGAACAAUCUGAUUUCCUCCGUCCUUUCCGACGCUAGUAGUGCCAUGUAUUACUCCAGCUUCCCUUCAGCGUAGAGGGGAAACCACCUUCUUAAAAGAAAGAACAGACAAAAAUAUCGACAGUAUUACAAACCAAAAAUAUUUUUCUUUUACAAUUGUAGUUGUGCUCAGGGUGUUCCGAAAAUGUUGCCUGAUAUUUAAGGUUGUGUAUUUAAAGUAUUCUUGCUUUUAUUUUGAGCUUCAGAAAGUUGUACAACGGCUUGUUUUUGGUGUCCUUUACACAAUGAUCUUAAACAAUACACCUUUUUAUCAUUUGGGACUUUAUUUUUUAAUAACGGGGAAAUUUGUAGAACCAGAGUCUUCCACAAACAGCGCGGUUUGUACUGGACGAGAAUUGCUUCAGCAAUCAUUAUGUAAAUAUUUAAUUUCUUAUUGAAAUGAAAUGUUUUGUACGGUUUUGCACUUUUUAUUACAAGUUAAUAAAGUUUUGGAAAUUUUAA
Rhincodon typus (whale shark) is the source of this 1881-nucleotide messenger RNA. Its product is annotated as SRY-box transcription factor 17. Gene Ontology annotation, molecular function: RNA polymerase II cis-regulatory region sequence-specific DNA binding; DNA-binding transcription activator activity, RNA polymerase II-specific. The record is from RefSeq and is a predicted model, not a curated record. The coding region runs from base 263 to 1456 and encodes 397 amino acids. The transcript has 2 exons. Gene Ontology annotation, biological process: positive regulation of transcription by RNA polymerase II; angiogenesis; vasculogenesis. NCBI's taxonomy places the organism in Eukaryota, Metazoa, Chordata, Chondrichthyes, Orectolobiformes, Rhincodontidae.